GUUUGGCGUUGCUAAUGGGCCCGAAAGAGCGUGUUUCAAACUUGAAGGUCGUUUUUGUAUGCAAACUGUGGAGAAUGCCGCUACCUAACCUAGAUUCUUUCAAAAACAUCGCCGUCGGGAAAGAUAACUCAAAUAAACAACAAAUUGUGCAUAUUUUGAAAGGAAUCACAGAUCAGGAAGUCCCACCAAAGCAAAAACAUAUUCGUGGAAUUAUUUUAGCCACAUUUAGUGGAAAGUCUUCGUUGUUUUUUUAUGAGACUGCACUUAAACUCGCCAUAUACACCAAUCCAAUAGUCUGCUGGAAGUUUCUAUAUGUUAUCCAUAAAUUGUUCCGAGAUGGGCACCGUGAGUGCGUAAGUGAUGGGCUACGUCACGCAACCAGAGUUUCCCAGUUGCAGUCUGCCUGGAGUAAUCACGCGACAAAGUGUGGAUAUCCGAUCGUAGACUUUUGUCAACUGAUAACCCGGAAAAUCAGCCUACACAGAAAAUAUGGAGUAUUACCUGGAAGUCUGGAGCUAACUCCCAAUGAGCUGAAGAGUUGUCUUUCUGCACAAGUAGACCACUUAUUUCAAUUUAGUGUCGAUCUUAUGGAUAUGCUAGAAGAAACAUUGCGCUUCAAAGAUGUUGUUCUCCUUUCUUUGGAAGGUAUUCAAGCUGCUUCAUUCACUCCCUCUGGUCAAUGUAAACUUAUUCCACUCAUUCAAUGUAUUCAAGAUGCUGCAGCACUCUAUGAACUAAGCGUACAAGUCAUCUUUAAGUUACAUGAGUUAUUAGGUAAUGGAACAAUGUCCGGUCACAGAGAACGCUUCAGAGAUCUCCAUAUUUCUGUCAAGAAAUUUUUUGAAAAUGUAUCCCACAUGCAAUAUUUCCGUUCAUUUGUUCACAUACCUUCAAUAUCCCAGAAUCCGCCGAAUUUUUGUGUUCAGUCGGAACUGAGUGAACAUACUACACUUAGAGUUACGAUGAAUGAAUCACCAUCAUUAUCUCCACCACUGCCACCACCUUCACUGUUGUCAUCGACGGCAGUACUAGUGGAUGAACGGAACAGUCCACAUUCGGGUGAUGAAGAAGAUUCUUGUGAAUUAACCAUUGUACCUAAAGUUAUGUCACAAAUUUUUCCAACUAAAUUAUCAACUGAAAAACAAACACUAAUUAAAUUAGGUUCUGAAAAUGCGGAUAUAAAUGAGAAGACGGUUAUAUUGUCAAAAGAAGUGAAAAUGGAUCCAAGUGUCAAUGAUAAACAUCACCAUAUUAAUAAUAAUAGUAAUACUAUUGAUAAUAAUAGUAAUUUGAAAAUGAAUUGGAACCCAUUUUUGGAUAAUUCGAUUCAAACAAAUAACCAUGUACUGUCACCUUAUCAGACUCAUGUAACGGAUGAAAAACAUGAAGUACUCAUUGAAGUGGAGUUGUUAAAGUCUGAAAUAGAAAGAUUAAAAGCAGAACAUCAUGAACAAUCUUAUUCGCUUUUGAAUCGUAUACGAAUAUUAGAAGAUGAAAUCAAAGAACUUGUACAAUAUAAGUCUAAUCAUGAAGAGCAACAAGUGAACUAUGAGACGAAAUUAACUGAAAAAGUUUGUCAAGCUCAAAUGUUUGAAGAGAAAUUUUUAAAAUUAAAAGAAGUCUAUACUAAACUACGUGAAGAACACGUUGUUCUGUUGAAAAAUUAUGGCAAUGUUCAACAAAACUUACAACAAGAAACUCAAAAGAAUCAAGAUUUAAUAAAAACAAUUGAAGAUCUCCAACACCACCAAAUGUCGUCAUCACUAGGUGAAGUUGAAUCGCUUGUAUCUGGAAAUCGAACUGAAGAAUUGGUCGAUCAAUGUUUAAAACUACAGUAUCAAUUGAAUGCCUAUGAAUCAAAAUCGGAAUCUGUAAAUACUGAUAAAGAUCAACUUACUGUAGAGCUUUCAAAAAGUCAACAAUUAUUAAAGGAUUCUGAAAUGAAAAUUUCCAAACUAACUAAUGAAUUGCAAGUUUUAAAUGAUCAACUUAACCAGGAGAAGUUAUUUGCAGUCAGGGAAAAUGAUACAUGCAACGGAAAUACUUUCACACAUAUUGUUGGUGAUGAUAAAGAUUGUAAGAAUGGCGAAUUAACAAUGCAUUUAGAUAAAUUUAAACAAACGCUUUUAAAAAAUACCGUUGAGCAGGUAUUAUCUGUAUUACAAAGUAAUCAAACUAUUGGACAAUCACCUGAAUUUAUAGAAGUGUACAUACAUUGUUCUCCAACGUACUUUUUAAAUCAUUUAUCACAAGUUACUAACUAUUUUAAUUUAUUUGAAUCUGCAUUAACUGACUACUUGUCUGAUAAUGAAAAAGGAUUGAUUCAAACUUCAUAUUAUAUUGGUCAGCUAAACUCUCAGUUAUCAUUACUAUCUCUUUUCUCUAAAUCGAUACGUCAAUCAAAUGUUACAAGUGAUUCUUCAUACAACUGUUUACAUAGUUUAGACUUAAUUCAAAGUGAAUUUACGGAAUUACUUAAUGUUCUGCUGCAAAUCAACAGUAUUAAUCAGGAUCAUAUAGAUUAUAAUAACGAUAAACACAAUUAUUUCAAUCAAAUCAAAGAGUAUUUAUCUAAGAUUCAUAAUCAGUUAAAAUAUAUGUCUACUGAAGUAACAAAUUUAUCGAACUCUCUGUCGAAUGGUUACAAUAAUGAUGACAUUAUGUCGUCGACUGAUGUGAUACAGAAAGAAAUGGAAACCACUUUUCAGGCUAUCACAGCUGCAGAACAGAAAUUCCAGGGAUUAAUUGAGGAAUCUAAAAAAAAUUCAAUCAACAAUGAAAAUCUUCAAGUGAAUUCACUUAUAUUAGAUUGUUGUUCUGAAUUGUUACUUUGUGUUGGUGAUCUAGUGAAACAAUCUAAAUUGAUUCAACAAGAGUUUGAAAGUUCGCCAACGUCCAUUGAGUUUUAUAAACCUUAUAAUCGUUGGACCAAGGGUCUUUUAUCGGCUGCUAAAUUUGUCGGGGCUAGUGCUAAUGUCAUGGUUGAAAUAGCUGAUUCCAUAGUUUGUGGAAAAGACGUAAAAUUAGAACGCUUAAUUGUAAUUUCACAAGAGAUAGCUGCUAGUACAACUCAAUUGGUUUAUGCUACUCGUGUAAAAACUACUUCACAAUCUGAAAUGUUCAAUAAAUUACAGUUAACUAGUAAAGAAGUAUGCAAGUGUACUGGAAAUUUGAUUGCAUGUGUAAAAAAGGCAAUUGAAGCAAAACAUAUAGAAGAACUUGAUUUUAGUAGCCUUACACUAACUCAAGCAAAACGUAUGGAAGUUGAAUUACAAGUGAAAAUUAUUGAAUUAGAAACAUCGUUAACAAAUGAACGACAACGUUUAGCUAAAUUAAGAAGAGAUAAUUAUCAGUUAUCAGCUGAAGUAGAGGAUUUUUUGUUUGAAGUAAUGACAUGCAUGAAUGUGAAUGACUAGCUUAUUUUUUUUUGAAAAUUUAAUUAUUACGUACGAAUUGGGUCAAAUAAAAGUAGUUGUUCAAUAACAUCAAGUGAAUUGCUUAGACUAGUAAAUCUUUUUUAGUGUGAUCACCUUGGUUAUUACUUAUUUGAAAAGAGAUCGAUUAAUUUUCUUGCCAGAAAGUAUGGGUGUCCUUUACAUCACCAUUAUUCGUGAUAAUAUGCUUAUUUGAUGUUUGUUAAAAGCAUGAUUUAUUUGUUUGUUCAUUUUGUAUAUUACAGUAAUACAGGGUUAUAUUGGCUGUCUGCUAGUCUAAUUAGUUGAUGGACAAUUUUUGUAACCCGAGGAUUACCCCAAAGAUAUUUUUACAUUUGAAAACCAAUACGUCGUUUGUAAAGCAACUUGAAACUAGCAUGACGUAAUCGAAUUCUCAAGGUCUCUAUUGACUUAUAUUCCUAAUCCUAUCUGAUAUUAGAACCAGAAUCCUUCAGAACUUUCAGGUUAUGAAGGAUUUCAGAAAGCAUAUCAGUUUCAACUCUUUUUCCAGAAAUGUUAUCCUUGUCGUAAAGUAAUUUGUUUAUGCAAACGUCUGGUCAAUAUAUCCGUAUGCACUAACCCAUUUGUAAAUAAUUAGCAAAUCUAGUUAUAGAGUAUAUAAAACUUUUAAUCAUGUUUUUAUUUUUAUUUUAUUCUGUUCAAAUAAAUUCUUUACAUGGAUACACAUGUCUGCCACUACCAGUUGAUCAAUGAGAGAUAAUGAAAAACUCCCAAUGAAAAUUUAACAAAUAAAGCAGUCUACAAACCUACCUUCCAAAUUAAAUGUAAAUAGAUUUAUUUCAACAGCUUAAAUACCUACGUUAUUAUCAUUAAAAUUUGUUAUCUUACUACUAAUACCACUCCAGUAAUCAGUUAGUAAUGCAUACCUAAGUCUUUCAUUAUUCAAAAUAACUCCCUCCAUUAUUGUAUCAACGGCACAAGGAAGAGUGACAUGAAAUCAUAUAUUCAACUUUGUACUUGAUUUUCAUCAUUUUGUUAUUGUAUGAUCUCAUAUUGAUUAUUUAGUGAUAUGACAAUUUUCUUUCUGCCUAGAGAAUGGAAGAAUGCUUUUUCUCUCGACUUCGUCUCGUUCCUUUUUCUCUUCCUUUCUUCUAGAAAAAUAGAAUAAAGAAAUGACUUGCCAUACCUUUUUACUUGUCUAUUCAUAUUUGUUGUGCUCUUAUUCCCCAAGCUUAUUUGAAAAUAUUGAUUUUUCACCCGUCGUAACGUCUUGCGGGACUGCUGAACUUUCCCGGUUAUUUUAUAGCAUGAUAAUAUCUAUUUGGAUCGACAAUAUAGUAUUGCGUGAUUUUUUUCUGAUUGAAUGCUUAUUAUUACCAUUAUUAUUAUGCUAAACAAUGAUAUAAUUGCACUGACUAAAUUGUUCUAACAGCGCACCUCAUCUAUACUUCCACUUAUGGAUAUGGAUAAUUCGAAGAUUGGGAUUAGUAAUUAAAGAAUAAAUUUCCUGUUUUGGAUACUAAUCUCUCUGUAGUUAUAUUUGGAUAUUGAUUUUGAAACAAAGACGGAUCUGGUUGUAUAUUUUAUAGCUCAUCGGUAAAUGACGUUGGAACUGGUACAAUGAAGACAAAAGUGUUUACGAUGGAUUCCGUGUGUCAACUAAAUUUUGUAGCUUAGUUUUGAAGUGCUAACUCUAUAACUUACAGGUUUCUAAUAUCAACUGUGUAUUCCCCGAUGGUUUUUAACAAGUGUAAUUAUCAACCUUACCAAACAAUUAGACAAGCAGUGAUAGUUCUUUUUUUAACAAAUAGUACGACUUUCUCCUG
Schistosoma margrebowiei is the source of this 5221-nucleotide messenger RNA. The record is from the annotation of a GenBank genome assembly. Lineage: Eukaryota; Metazoa; Platyhelminthes; Trematoda; Strigeidida; Schistosomatidae.